AUGACUUCCACCUUUCUCCUCUUCGGUGGCUCAGGCAAGGUAGCUCGCCACAUCACCAAGAUCCUAGCCUCAGAAGGCCACACAGUGCACAGCAUCAUUCGGAGCCCAGAUCAGAAGCCCGAGAUCGAAGCCCUUGGAGGCAAACCCAUCGUUCAGUCGAUCGAAGAAUCUACAGUCCAGGACUUUACGAAAACGAUCAAGGACACUAAAGCCUCCAUAAUCAUCUGGUCCGCGGGAGCAGGUGGCAAAGGUGGACCCGCUCGCAUUCAAGCCGUCGACUGCGACGGUGCGAUCAAAUCCAUGGACGCGGCCACUCAAGCAGGCGUGAAGAGAUAUAUCAUGGUCUCCGCGUUCGAUGUCCGAGAUCGCGAAGGCAAGCCCGAGCCAGAAUGGUACAACGACGCUGACCGUGCCCGCUCGGACAAAUCGUGGGGAGCGAUAGGAGCUUACUACAAAGCCAAGUUCGCCGCAGACCGCAACCUCGUGACUGAGAACGGGAAGCGAGGACUGCAAUACACUAUUGUGCGACCCGGCGGGCUGAGCGAAGAAGCGGCGACGGGGAAGAUAAGUGCGGGUAAGAUUCAUAUCUCGCCCACGAUUCCGAGAGAGGAUGUUGCGAGGGCUGUUGUCGAGGUCUGGAAGAAUGAUGCCACUAUCGGCCUCGCUAUCGAUAUGGUAGGCGGCGGGACACCGAUCAAGGACGCUAUCGCUGAGGUGGCGAAGGGAAAGGUCGACACGUUUGAGGGCAGAUAUUAG
Recurvomyces mirabilis is the source of this 756-nucleotide messenger RNA. RefSeq lists its product as uncharacterized. The record is from RefSeq and is a predicted model, not a curated record. The transcript has a single exon. NCBI's taxonomy places the organism in Eukaryota, Fungi, Ascomycota, Dothideomycetes, Mycosphaerellales, Teratosphaeriaceae. The coding region runs from base 1 to 756 and encodes 251 amino acids.